AAUUAAAAUGUGUGCGUUAUCGUUAUAGUGAUUUGAGUUUUACAGCUUCAUGGAUAUGUUAAGCAAUUUUUCCUGUGUGCAUCGAUUAUGCAUGUUACGAUAAUUUGCAGCAAUUUGCAGUAAUAGAAUAAAUAGUAUCAUGUAAAUUUGAUAUCAUUGACAAAAAUCAAUUUGACAACCUAUAUAAAUGUUAACCUAACCUGAAUCGAUCUUUAUGCGAAAAAUGCAGGGAAAGGUUAUUAAAGCACGAACAAAGUUACGAUAGAAUUUUCGUAAUGUCAACUGGAAAUAUGCAAUUUUCAGUUUUCAGCGAAUAAAGACCCUGAUCUCACGGUUAGGAACAAAGGUGUUCAUGUAUUGUUCAGGUUCAGCAAUGUUCAAGGACUUUCGGUAAUCGUCCACUACGUGAAUAUGAAAUCGAUUAAAAAAUAAAUCGAAAAUUUAAGCAACAAAUAAGUAUACUAGCCUGUCAAUUUUCCAGCUUGUUGGAAAAUUAAUUAAAGUUAGUAAUGAAACGACCACCGGAAAUACACUGGAAUUUCCGGCGUUGUCUGUUGGAUCUGUCGUUGUGAUUGGAGAGAUGAAUUGCGUCUGAGUAGAAAGAACGAAUAGCGUCGUGUUAAUAGAGGCUUAGAGGGAAUCGGAAACUGUUGCUGACUCUCUUUCUUUCGGUCGUAAGCCGGCACCGGUUCACCAUAAGAACCGACUGUGACGCGUGCCAACUGUUCCGAAAUUAUUCUGGUGCGCAGUACACCGUUGCAUUUACUGAUCUCAUCGGUUCGACCAGCCUACCUUGUAUCUUCUGACGUGCUUUUAACGCGGUAAGCUCUAAACAGUACGCGAUGGCGGCGGUUGACUGUUACCAGAAUCAAGCCCAGACCGAGGGUACCGGCCAACAGACACAACAGCAGUCUCAACAGCAACAGCAACAACAAUCACAGUCACAGCAACAACAACCCCAGCAACAACAAGCCACUGCCGGAAUUCCAGGGAAAGAUGACGAACGCAAACUUUUCGUCGGUGGCCUAUCGCGUAAUACCACCGACAAAGAAUUACGGGAUCAUUUUAGUAAAUUCGGAGAGAUAGAAAGCAUCUCCGUUAAAAUCGACCCCUACACCGGUGUUUCACGAGGUUUUGCGUUUAUGGUAUUCGCCAAUCCCAAGACGAUCGACAAACUUCUGGCUUCUGGCGAGCAUUACAUCAAUAAGAGAAAGGUGGAUCCCAAACGGGUGAGUAAAAAGCCCCAACAUGGUAAAAUCUUUGUGGGUGGCCUUACUCCUGAAAUUACCGAUGAAGAUAUCAAAACAUAUUUUGGACAAUAUGGUACAAUUGUCGAAUUACAAGCACCAUUCGAUAAGGUAAAAAAUCAGAGAAAAGGAUUUUGUUUCAUAACAUUUGACUCGAAAGAAGUAGUGUACAAAUUACUUAAAACACCUAAACAAACGAUAAAUGGUAAAGAAGUGGAUGUCAAGAAAGUGAAAGUUAAUCCAGACCCAAGGAAUCAAGGAUUUUGGGGCCCAGGCUAUGGUUAUGGAUAUGGCGGAGGCUAUGGUUACAUUCCUGAAUACUGCAAUGGCUAUCAAGGAGGAUAUGACGAUAUGUAUGCAAACUAUGAUUACGCUGGUUAUGAUGGGUAUGACAACAUGGGAUAUGGGGUUCAAGGUAAGCCAAGAGGAAAUGGUCAGGGACCACGUCAAUUUCAGAGACAUCAGCCGUACUAAAAAUGGAUUUAUAAAUCCUACAUACUCAAAAUUUGGUGAUAAAGCAAGAAUAUAGUAAGGAGUAGACCAACUUUGUCUGAAUGCAGGCUAAGACUGAGAUAGGGAAAUUUGGGAUAAAAGAGCUUGUAAGUAGAGUCAUUGGGAAACUCUUAUAGAAGCACCAAAUUCCCUGAUCUUUGUACAUUGGGUCUGUAAAAUACUAGAUAGCUCUAUGUACAUUUACUAAAAGAGAGGAAAUGAAUUUUCAAUUGAUUUACGAUUGGUAUAAUUUAACGAGUCAAAAGAAUCAUGUCUUUUUCUAUCUAUGCACAUUUUAUCACCUAUUAUAUAAACAAGCUAUUCAUGAAACUAUUAAAAUAGAUGUCCAAAUAUUUUUAUUAAAACCGAAUACUUUAUAUAUGAAGCUGUUUCUCUUACAUAGGAACCAUACAUAAGCUAAAAAUUGAAACGAUUGAUUUACUCCUAUUUUCUUGUUAUUCAUGAUUCAUAAUACUAACAUGUAUAUCUUAUAAUUUAAUACUCUAAUUAUUCUUUAGCAUCUUAAGUUGCAUUACUAAAGUAUUGUUUAUUAUAUGCUUGGUGUUAAUCUUAUUAUUAGAGAACACAAUGCUGUGUUGUUCACGAUAGGACUUUAUGUUGAUAAACAGUUUCAGUUCAGAAAGCAUGUGUCAGUUAGAGGUAAUUGAUAGAAGUAAAACAAAAUACCAUUCAUGGACCAAUGGUUCGUACUCCUAAUUAAAUGUACUUCUUCCUCAUAAAUUUAUAACCUAUACGUAUUAUCUAGUAUCAUCCAUAAUUGUUUGUACACUAAAGUAAGUUCUGUAACUUAUACGAAUCAUAAGGUAUUGUAAGAAACAUACGUAUCCUCGUAUGUUAAUAUGUAUAUACGUGUACACAUACAUACGUUGUACACGUGUGCGAAUUAGCAUAUAAUGCAGUAGGAAUUAAGAAAAAGAUAAAAAUAUUUCAAAAUGAAUAUAAUUAAAAUAUGAACGUCCUGGGUAGAUACGCGAAGAGUGCGCGAGUGGUAGAAGAUGGUUACAAAAUAUUCUAAAACAAUAUUUGAAAUCACAUCAGAAGAGCAAUAAAUAUACCGUACUGUACACAGAAUUUUAUAAUGAGUUAUUUAGUAUCUUUCUUUCUUUUUUCCCUGUUUUCUUUUUGUUUUUGUUGAUAUUUUAAUGAUAUUUUAAUUGUCAUGAGAACUACAGCUCCAGAAGUACCUUUAAUACAAUUAAUGAUUUCUGAAUGUUGCUACACUCGUGUACUCCUAUGUCUCAUAAAACUCAAGUAUAAAUAUAACAAAACUGAUCAUGGCUUGUUAUAUGAAAAAUGUUUUGAAGACCCUGAAUCAACAGAAUGUUUAAGGCAUUGAAACUAGCAGAAACAUAACUUUUGUAUAAUUUAGGCUACUAUGACAUUUUUUGCAUUUGCAUCAAACAGUUGUUCCUGUCUGGUGUACAAAGACUGCUCUUCAUAUCGCAAGAAGACUGUUAAUGUGUAAAGUAUCAUUUGAAAUGAUACAAAUACUAGAGAAUUUGACAGCCAAUACAUCUUGUGAUUUUCUGGACUAAAAAAAAUGUUUAAAGAUGACAAAAUAAAUACAUAUAGCAAAUGUAAAUAUGGCAUUGUGAGGAUUACAUUUAGGUACAUCGAAAUUAUAUUACACACAAGGCUGAUAAGGCUUUAAACAUUCAAGUUUUUCUCAGAUGUUACAAAAGUAACGACAGUUUGGCUUAAAUAAAUUUCAUAAUACACAUAUACACGGAAAAUAAACCGUUUUCUAAAAAAAAAAAAAAGAAAAGAAAAUAUUUUAAGCCAAGCUAAUUGUGCUUUUGGAAAGUGAAUCUGUAUACUAUGUAUACCAUAUUUGCUGCGUGUGGAAAAAAUAUAUAUAUAUAUAAAAAAGAGAUCAGAUUGUGAAAUUAAAGCAAAUAACACAAAUAUUUUGUUACUAUUGAUUACUAUUCGCCUGUUUCACCCAUGACACAGUGUAUAUUUUAAUUAUAACAAAAAAUAAAAUAUUCAUUACUUGAAAAGUA
Bombus terrestris (buff-tailed bumblebee) is the source of this 3763-nucleotide messenger RNA. RefSeq names its product RNA-binding protein squid. The transcript has 2 exons. Lineage: Eukaryota; Metazoa; Arthropoda; Insecta; Hymenoptera; Apidae. Gene Ontology annotation, biological process: regulation of gene expression. The record is from RefSeq and is a predicted model, not a curated record. Gene Ontology annotation, cellular component: nucleoplasm. Gene Ontology annotation, molecular function: RNA binding. The coding region runs from base 843 to 1721 and encodes 292 amino acids.